This is a messenger RNA of Pestalotiopsis fici W106-1, 1812 nucleotides long. RefSeq lists its product as uncharacterized. Gene Ontology annotation, biological process: transmembrane transport. Gene Ontology annotation, cellular component: membrane. Gene Ontology annotation, molecular function: transmembrane transporter activity. The coding region runs from base 1 to 1812 and encodes 603 amino acids. The transcript has 6 exons. Lineage: Eukaryota; Fungi; Ascomycota; Sordariomycetes; Amphisphaeriales; Sporocadaceae. The record is from RefSeq and is a predicted model, not a curated record.
AUGAUUACUCAACCUAUACCAGCCGUGCCGGUCAUUCCCGUCAACGAAGUGCCCCUUGAUUUCGACAGAAAAGUGCUGGAGACAGCAGAUUUCCCUCAACAUGUUGAGCACGCAGACUCGACCACUUCUCCUCCCGAACUCGGCGAUGCCGAGCACAAGUUGACGCGACAGACCAUACUGGCCUGUAUCGCCAUUGCGACGCAGAUCAACGCCUACAUCAUGACACUCUUGAUCCCCUCGACUACCCUGAGCUACAUCAAUGCCGAUCUCGGUCCCGAUCCAAACUAUACGUGGAUCACUGUAUCGUGGACACUCGGGGCUGCAGUCAUUGUUUCGGUCGGCGGUCGACUAUCGGACAUAUUCGGUCGCAGAUACUUCAUGAUGUUUGGUGCCACCAUCUCCAUUAUUGGCUGUCUGGUUGGUGCCAAUGCCAAGAACAUCAACAUGAUGAUUGCCAGCGGUGUGCUGUUUGGGAUUGGGUCGGGCUUUCAGGAGAUGUGCUAUGCCAUUAUUCAAGAGAUGUUGCCAAAUAAGCACAGAAUCGUUGGUGUAGGGUCUCUGGAUAUAUCUCUGGCAUUGGCGUUCUCGAGCCCAGUCAUCUCUUAUGCAUUCAUUGCAUAUCAAGGAAUCGGGUGGAGAGGCGCCUAUUGGUACAUGUUUUCUUGGCACCUUUUUGGUUUCUUGAUGCUUGUUAUUUUUUACCAUCCGCCCACUUUUGACAACAAGCAUGGGCGAGAAGGCAAGACCAGAUUACAGCUCCUCAUGGAACUCGAUUACGUAGGACUGCUGCUUUUCGUGGUAGCCAAUGUGCUGUUCCUUCUCGGAGUUAAUUGGGGAGGGCGAGCGUAUGCUUGGACGAGUGCGGCUGUCAUUACACCAAUCGCGAUCGGGGUGGUGUGUGCAGUAAUCUUGAGUUUCUGGGAAGCAUAUGCAAACCUCAAGUAUCCAUUGCUGCCACCAAAGAUGUUCAAGAAAGUCAGAGAGUUCGAUAUGAUCAUGGUCGUCUGCUUUGUUGGAGGUAUGCUGUACUACUCUAUGAACGUCCUAUGGCCACGAGAAUCGCAACUAUUCUUUGUGAGCUCCGACACUCCAAUCCUGCAGGGAGUUUAUGCCAUGAUCUUUUCUUGUGGCACAUUCCUCGGUGGCUUCAUAGUCGCAUUCAUCAGUCCACGUGUUCACCGAGAGAAGUGGCAACUCGUGUUUUUCAUGGUCGCACAAACGGCCUUGAUCGGUUCGCUGGCCUCGGUCGGGGUAGAAGACAAGGCUCAGGCCAUUGUGACCAUCGUUCUUGGCGCUGCCAUGGUCACACCACCCCAGCUGGUAUCCUUUACCAUGCUGUCGCUUACCCUCGACGAUCAGAAUGACAUUGGUAUCGCCGUCGGGUUGGCUGGUACGUUUCGCCUUCUUGGUGGUGCCAUUGCGACGGCAAUCUACUCUGCCAUAUUGUCGAGCAAGUUCUCGGAGGUUAUACCAGGCAAAAUGAUCGACGCCAUCAGCGAUUCAGGAGCUACAUACUCGGAUUCUUUGCUCCAGGCGUUAGUCAAGGCCGCGAGCACGAACACGGCGGCUGCAUACAAGGCUGUACAAGGCUCCACACCGGCAUUACAAGCGGCUGCUGCUCUAGCCACAAAGUUGGCCUAUGUCGAUGCAUUCUCCCUAGUCUACUUGAUCGCAAUUGCAUUCGGAGCAGUAGCUACAGCCGCAACAUUCCUGACCGUCAAUACAGACAUGAAGCUAAAGACAAUGCAGAGGGCAGUCUAUCUCAGGGGCGAGAGACCUACAGAAGAGGUGCUGGGGGAGAAGGCCGUGUAG